AUGUCACUGAAAUUGCCAGAUAUUGAGUUAGUGUGGGCAAGUGAUGAUACUAUUAAAAGACGACUGACUGAAGAAGACUUUAAUAAGGACGGAAUCUUAAGAGAUAUUACUCAUUCGGAUAGAAUAACGCAUCUUGGCUGUGGUGCAGGUCUUCCUGGUAUACUGUGUGCAUUGCGCGGAGCUGCCCAUAUCACUCUUCAUGACUAUAACGAGUAUGUAAUACGGUGCUUCACAGAGGAAAACUUGUGCCUCAAUGGUGUUGACAAAUCUAAAUAUUGCUUAAGAAGUGGACCAUGGAGUGAAUUUCAAUCCGCUAUACAGCCUCAAUGUUACGACGUUGUCGUCACUUCUGAAACGAUCUAUAAUACAGAGGAUUACGAAAAUCUUCAUGAUGCUUUCGACUACGCUUUAUCACCAACUGGCGUAAUAUGGGUGGCCGCAAAAGUUUUCUACUUCGGCGUCGGCGGCAACGUUCCGACGUUCGUUGAGUUCGUUGAGAGCAAGGGUGUAUUUAAAGUGUCCACCAAAGAAUCUAUUUCGUCCGAUAUUCCAAGAGUUAUUCUGGAAUUGAAAAGGUAG
Angiostrongylus costaricensis is the source of this 579-nucleotide messenger RNA. The record is from the annotation of a GenBank genome assembly. NCBI's taxonomy places the organism in Eukaryota, Metazoa, Nematoda, Chromadorea, Rhabditida, Metastrongylidae.